Zasmidium cellare ATCC 36951 is the source of this 531-nucleotide messenger RNA. RefSeq lists its product as uncharacterized. The transcript is spliced from 3 exons. NCBI's taxonomy places the organism in Eukaryota, Fungi, Ascomycota, Dothideomycetes, Mycosphaerellales, Mycosphaerellaceae. The coding region runs from base 1 to 531 and encodes 176 amino acids. The record is from RefSeq and is a predicted model, not a curated record.
AUGGGCCUCAUUUCAGCUUUCACGCUCAUCAGAGCCGUCUCGCUCUUUCACAUUACGGCGGCCUACUUCUUCCUCACGGCUCCCAAGAUUCUGUCGGAUCAGAAUGUCGUCUUUAUAUUGGGAGAGUCUAUGCAAAUUCCACACGCCAGUUCCCUCGACAAACCAUCCGAUGCAUCAGCUUUUGCCGGAAUGCUGCUGGCACUUCUCGGCAUUGCAGACUUGACCGCGGCAUCGAUGGAGGAAUCGUUUGCGCUCCAUUACUGGUUGUCCAACGUACCAGUCCGAUUGGCCUUCUUGUUCGGCCUCACCGGCUAUGUGUACUUGUUCAAGGAAGGUGGGGUGUUUGGCAGUGCUGUUGGCUCCUGGCGCAAUGCGUCCAUCGGCGAGCCCCUUCAGAACAGUCUGGUCUUCACCUUUGGCUUUCUCGAAGUCGCCGUCUGGUUUUGGAUUUUCACCUGCCUGAGAGACGACAGGCGCGAGGCCUUGCGCAAACGAGUGGAAGCCGCAAAGGCAGAAGCAGACCAUCUCUGA